Molecule: messenger RNA, 465 nt
Organism: Aphanomyces invadans
Lineage: Eukaryota; Oomycota; Saprolegniomycetes; Saprolegniales; Verrucalvaceae
Exons: 1
Coding region: 1-465 (154 amino acids)
Source: RefSeq, a predicted model, not a curated record
AUGCUGCCCUUGGCAGAAAUUGUCGUGUCGGCGUGCUUGGUCGUGAGCAUCUGUGUGUUUGGGCUACUGAUUGACAUGGAGGCACACCGGCGGAUGGCCCAAGCCAAGGCCCCCCACGUAGCGACCUCGAACGCGUCCUCGCACUGGCCCACGUCAUGGAUCCAGCAUGAACUCAUUCGGCCGUGCGCACCGGGCGAGACGUCAUAUUUGGACACGGUCAAGACGAAUGCCCUGACGUCACCGGGAAACAUGUACUUUCGCAGCAUUUGCGAGACGGGGUCCGACGCGCCGUCGCUCACCCUCAAGGCAAAAUCCAUCAGCUGCCGCAUAUGGCAGCAUCUCGAAGCGUAUUUAGAACGGCAAGCCGCCUCGGCGCAGAACCAAAGAGCUCCUAGAGAACUCACGACUUGCCGAGUCCAAGGCGCCCAAGCCGACGAUCUGAGGCUGCCAAUGUCGCUCCAUUAG